AGUGGGAGUGUAAAGAUGGUCGCCGCUGUCACCAAGUCGAAUCCGAAUCGAUUGAGAAGUUUGGGUUUUUUAUGUCCAAUGUUCCGUUUGAAAAACCUUCGUCAAUUAACAUGUUUAUUUGUUGCCGUCUGGCUCUUGUUGAGCCCGUCGUUGGCACAAGAACAAGACUUUAUGGAGGACUUUCUGAAGCGGGAGUAUUCCCUGGUGAAGCCGUACCGAGGUUUGGGUUUCUCUAGCUCUUCUCAGUGGGAUCUGAUGGGCACUGCCAUGGUAACACCUGACUACGUGAGACUAACUCCAGAUCUGCAGAGCAGGCAAGGAGCAGUGUGGAGUCGAGUUCCGUGUUACCUGAGGGACUGGGAGCUGAAGGUGCACUUCAAAAUCUCCGGCCAGGGAAAAAAGAACUUCAAUGGAGAUGGUCUGGCUCUGUGGCUGACCAAAGAGCGCAUGCAGAACGGUCCCGUUUUUGGCAACAUGAACCAGUUCACAGGUUUAGGGAUUUUUGUGGACACUUACCCUAACAUUGACAAAAGCCAUGAUAAGAGGCAGCUUGAAACACAGAGGGCUUUUCCAUAUAUAUCAGUAAUGCUGGGGAACGGGACUCUGACAUACGACCACGAUCGUGACGGACGCACCACCGAGCUGGGAGGAUGCACCGCCAUAGCACGCAACUCCAUCUACGACACGUUCCUGCUCAUAAGAUACGUCAAAAACAGACUGACGGUCAUGACGGACGUAGAGGGAAAACAGGAAUGGAAGGACUGUGCCGACAUCACAGGGCUGCGUCUGCCUUUGGGUUACUUCUUUGGUGCCUCAUCUGCCACUGGAGACCUAUCAGACAACCACGACAUCAUCUCGAUGAAGCUGUACCAGCUGUCGGUGGAGAGGACCACUGAAGAAGAGGAACAAGAGGAGGUCCUCCUACCAAGAGUCGACAACAUGGAUCAGUUCCAAGUGGAAGUGGAAGACGAGGGCACGAGCGGCGUCCACCUCUUCUUCACCUUCCUCUUCUCUGUCCUCGGCCUGGGCGUGCUGGCAGUGGUGGGCCUGAUUGUUUACGGACGCUGGAAGGAAAACAGACGCAAGCGUUUCUACUGAUGCGGCCUGAUUCUCGCAGAUUCUCCCAGAAUGUACCUUCCCCCGACUGACACAAACCACGACAAUGCAAGGACUGCAAUAGCUUUAUUAAAACCGUACACUGUUUGGUCAAGAGCCAAGAGAACAUAAACAAGACGAACAGAUAGAGAUCGGAAACACGUGAGCUGUCUGCGACAUCUUAUCUAGUGUUAAGAGAGCGUGACGAACGGCCGCGCUUGUUGAAUUUUGUGCGUUAAAAUGUCAUCUCAGCGGGUCUGCGGCGUCACACUUUAAAGUUUGCCCAUAGGUGACAAACGCAGAAGCAAAAUCCCAGAUGCUGUGUGUAGUUUACUGACGUCCUGCUGCAGGAUUUCGUAGUGCUAACAUUUAAAGUUACUGCCACGCGGUGAAGACCAACUAAUGACCGGAGGAUCACCGCAGACCUCCGAUUGCACUGAACAGGUCAAAUUAAAUGCUGCACCUUUGUGAGAAACAUCAGGCAAAGCGCUUCAAUCAGAGCAUGAAGUCGAUUCAUGUUUAGAGUUAAGACGGUGAUGUGUGAAGUGCCUCGCUGUAGGACCAACUCAAAAGCAUGUCCAUUGGCUCCAGUCUGUAGCAGAUGGAGCUUUAUUGAAACUCUUUAUGUCACAGGUUUUGUUUGAUCAAUUUUCUGUCCCAACAUGCAAGAGAAUCCAGCAGAAACAUUUCAUCCACUAGUUGAACCUCAUGUCCUGUUCCUAUCGCCGUAGCCUUUUCUUCUAGUACGCACUGUGAAUUUAAUGACAGGAUCCUUAGUCUAAUGUGAGUGUAGGUGAACUGAAGUACGCGGCCACAGACGCUGUUUACCGUCGAGCCGUUCAUCCUGUAAUGAAACCUGGUAAAUCAGCGUCGGGGUCUUUCGUGCCAGCUCAUGCUUUUACCCCUGACGUCCACUGGAUGUCACUCUCGUGUUCCAGCUCCAUCACGCCUGCCGGAGCGCUCAACACAAUGUUUACACACUGACUCCUCCUGCUCUAAAGCGUGGAAUUCACUCACAACCUCAUUAAAAACAGGGGAAUUCAGUGGCUGUUGACAUGAACUCAUUUGUUGCUAACAUUAUUUUUGCUUAUGUUGAAAAUCAAAGUAUGUAAUAUAGAUGUUUAGGAAAGGAUCAGCAGCCACAGAUGACCCUCCACUUCUGCUUGUGGAGGUGAAACACAGAUACAUACAGUGGAAAACAGGGUUAUGGGUCUGAAGUCUAGACCUGUGGGUACUAAAGGUUAAUACCACACAACAUGGCAGGUAUUUAAUAUUCUGCAUGAGUCCAGUUUUAUUUAAUUAACCUUUUAGAGCAGGGCCGUCAAACUCAAUUGA
This is a messenger RNA of Sphaeramia orbicularis (orbiculate cardinalfish), 2430 nucleotides long. RefSeq names its product VIP36-like protein. The record is from RefSeq and is a predicted model, not a curated record. Gene Ontology annotation, cellular component: Golgi membrane; endoplasmic reticulum-Golgi intermediate compartment; COPII-coated ER to Golgi transport vesicle. Gene Ontology annotation, molecular function: D-mannose binding. Gene Ontology annotation, biological process: endoplasmic reticulum to Golgi vesicle-mediated transport. Bases 16 to 1098 code for a protein of 360 amino acids. NCBI's taxonomy places the organism in Eukaryota, Metazoa, Chordata, Actinopteri, Kurtiformes, Apogonidae. The transcript has 10 exons.